ACGACAAGAGAGACACCACAACACUACAUAAAGAGAGACCUAAAAUGACAACAUAGCAUGGCAGCAACACAUGGAAACACAGCAUGGUAUCAUGUGACCAAUGGUAUUUGUUACAUGCACCGAAUACAGUGAAAAUAUMAUUUACAAGCUCAUUCCCAAACRAUGCUGAGUUWAAUAACAAAAUGUUUAAAMACAUGAGAAAUAAAACACACAAUAAUUAAGUUAUAUACAGUGUUAACCUCUACCAUAUCAUUGUGCAGGGAUACGUGGUGAUUGAAGUAGAUACAGAAUGUACAAGGAGGCAGGGGUAAAGUGUCUAUACUGUGGGUGUACUGUAUGUGUACAUGUGUGGUAAUGUCCGCUGGGCUCAGACGUCAGUUCAACGUCAAAGCAAUUCAGAAAUUAUAAAACAAAGCCAUUUCAUUUUGUGAGCAUUCUCAUUCAUGCAAUUCCCAGUACACAAUGUAACAAUAUAUUUCCCAGUACAGUCAAAGCUGAAGUUGAGCCACGUUCAUUUGCCAAACGUUGUCGAACGUUGCAGAUAGAAAUUCCAUGAAUAGAGCCUACACAUGAUUCCUUGUUCUAUAUGUCAGAAAUGCAUUUUAAUGAUUCUACAUAAUACAUUCUAUCUGAACGUUCCAAAACGUUGUGUCCUGCUGAACUCGUCCCUGUUUUCUCCUGAACGAUAUUCCCGCGUAAUCUCGCGGUAAUGACCGGGUUGACCCUGCCCUAUGUCUCGCGCACUCGCAGCUCCAUGCUCGGUAUAUAAAGGAGGACAACGGCGGGUGAAGGACGGCUGGGAAGGCAGAGUCCGUGUUUGUAAAUAAGACCGUUAAAAUCUGUGUUUUAUUUACAAAAGUUAUGCCGGCUAUUUWUAAGUGUCGUACCCAGUUGUUUUAGGUCGUUUUUAAAAUAUUUUUUUGCUCUUAUUUCUCGCUUGAUUUUCGUGUGGUUUUACACUACGCGUAAUGGCGAGCUCGGCUAACUCGAAUCAAGUGCCUAAACUCUACAGGUCUGUGAUUGAAGAUGUUAUCAACGAGGUCCGGGAGCUCUUCCUGGAUGAGGGGGUGGACGAGCAGGUCCUCAUGGAACUCAAAACGCUGUGGGAGAACAAGCUAAUGCAGAGUAAGGCAGUGGAGGGCUUCAACACAGAGGAGCAGGCGGCCCUCCAGGCAGCAGCCCAGCAGCAGGCACAACAGGCCCAGCAGGCCACCCAGCAAGCCCAGACACAGCAGCUCCUCCUGCCCCCGCAGCAGCAAGUGACGAGCUGGCAAUCGACCCGGCCUACUGUCACCAGCGCACCCCAGCAGCAAGUCAUUAUGCAGGAUCCUAAAAUUCUGCAGCAUAUGAGUGCAACAGGGAUGAAUGCAGCAACCACAGCAGCAACCUUGGCCUUACCAACAGGAAUCAGUCCCUACCAACAACUCAUCACUAGCCAAGGCGGCAAUUUGUCCCAGAAUAUGUAUCUUAAAACAGUGGACGGUCAGAUCCUCCAGGUGCUGCGUGCGGCUAACGGGACCCAGUACAUUAUCCAGCCUCAGCAGCAGAUGGUCCUUCARCAGCAGGUCCUUCCUCAGAUGCAGCCUGGCGGUGGGCAGGCCCCCGUCAUACAGCAGGUACGCCCCAUCACACAGGUACUGGCUCCUCUACAGGGAGGACUCCCCCAGGUGCUGGCUCCUCUACAGGGAGGCCUCCCCCAGCAGACAGGAGUCAUCAUCCAGCCUCAACAGGUCAUCCUCACUGGGAACAAGGUCCAGCAGAAUGCACAGGUAAUGCARAUGACAGGCCAGCCCGGUCAGGUGCAGCAGAUCCAGCAGCAGGUCCAACAAGUUCAACAGGUCCAGGGCGGAGCUGCACCAGGAGGCCCACAGCAACAGCAGCAGACCCAGCAGCAGCAGCCUCCUAUAAUGCUGCAGGUGGACGGAGCGGGGGACACGUCCUCAGACGAAGAAGAUGAGGAGGAAGAGUAUGACGAGGAGGAAGAUGAAGAAAAGGAAAAAGAUGGAGAGGACGGCCAGGUGGAGGAGGAGCCUCUGAAUAGUGAAGAUGAUGUGAGUGAUGAGGAGGACCAAGAACUGUUUGAUACAGAGAACGUGGUGGUGUGCCAGUACGACAAGAUCCACAGAAGUAAGAACAAAUGGAAGUUCCACCUGAAGGAUGGGAUCAUGAACCUGAACGGCCGAGACUAUGUCUUCUCCAAAGCCAUCGGGGAYGCAGAGUGGUAAAACACACAGCACAAAGKAUGCGUCCCAAAUAGCACUCUAUUACCUAUAUAGUGCACUACAUAGGGAAUAGGGUGCCAUUUGGAACACAGRAAAAGGAACACAMAACAACAACAAAAAYACCACGAAGGAACUCUGGAACUUUCUGUCAAGUUUGAGAAAGAGACUCAUCGAUAACUAUGACCCAGGGAAUCAUAUUUCAGGACCUGGGAUGGGUUGGUUUGGGAAGGAAAUAAACGUAACACACCACCCAAAACUGUGAUACUGACUGAUGCACAUCUGUAUGAGUGGUAUAUCUGUAUUAACACCCAAUACCCUACAAGCCUCCCAAGACAAGACACUGAGGAUUUCAUGCGGCACGGCCGAGGGAUCGAAGGAGAAAUCUUCUUAGGUUCUUUGUUUGACUGAAUUCGCCUCCAUUUUGACCUGACUGUUUUCUCCCACACUUAUAGUGGACCAGAUAUAACCACUGACUUGAGUUGACCCACCCUAAACACUUUAUGCCAAUAGGUUUGAAUCCGGGUCAAAGGUCAGAUAAAAUAUCCAGUGAUUGGACAGGGAGUCUUUCGAUCCCAGUUGUGUGCCUAGUGAUUGGCUAGGAAACCUGUCAGUCAAUCUCAGUUUUUUUCAGUGACUGGGCACCACACAGUGAAGUUGACACCAGUGUAUUGAGUUAAGAUGGCUGUUUGAAAAAGGCUGACGUUAUUAGCUUCAUCUGCUUGUAGAUCUGGGUCCAUGUCACUGAUAUGAUAUUCCUGCCACAUGUUCUGUUGGUCCAUACUAAAAGUGCCCUCCUGUUUAUCUAGUUGAUAGUGAUAGCCACUGUGUUCAGCAGUCCAGCUCCCCUCCUGUCGCUGUUUUAAUAUUGUUUUAUUAUGAUGAAGACGAACACUAAAGGCAAAAGGAUGUUUUUAUUUUCUCCAAGAGUGCCGAGUCGAAACAUUUCUUCCCGAGUCAUAUAUUUAAAUAUGUCUCUGAUUUCAACCUGUCUGCUUCAUGCCCUAAUCCUGAAGCAUCCUAUUGAUGACUGUCGCUUUGUAAAGAAUCAACCAAUGAAUGGAUAGAUACAAUUAUUGUAAAAACGUCUUCAAAACACUUAUCUGAGAGUUUUACUAUUUUGUGGAUCCGGUCUUCUGAUUCAGUACCCGAUCAGUACAGGCAGCGGGAGAUUUGCACUGUCAGUGUCAAUGUAUCGUUCUGUCAGUCAGUGGAGUUUGUCCACAGCCACAACAUGCCCAAUCCUUCUGGCUUAUUUUUCUCCUGUGUCUUUGUGUGUAUUUGAGUGUUACUCUUUUUGAGGUCUGUCUGAGUUCACUGCUUGAUCUUGUCAUCAGUUCAAUGUUGUUGGAAUGGUCACCCACAUCCUCUUUCUGACGUUACAGUACAAAUGGAUCAUAUUUUUAUGAUUAUUUUUUUUAUUCGUUUUUGUUGUAUUUAUUCCUGAAAGCUCAGGCGAUGUUAUAUUUUUGAGAGUAAAAAGAAGACAAGAAGCYGCACCAAACUGCUCUUAUGACCAUAACCAUGUGUUGCUUUUCUCCCUAUGUUUUUCUGUUGGCUGGACUAGGCUCCAUGUGCUGUGCUCCACGUCAUGACUGCUGUGUGUAUGUAUAGCGCUGUCUGUGUCUGUCUGUCGUGCACUUUUAAUCAUGAUGAUGAUUUUAUAAAAGUCCUCUUCACGCCAGGUUCAACUGGGGGGUAACUUGGCGUGUGUUCUCUGCAGUUUAAUGAUUUUUUUUAACAGUACCCUUUGCAUAUUUUUUUUCUCUGAAAGAAGUCAACUGUCUUCAGCUUUUCUUAGUGUCUUUGAUUCUGUUUGGGUUUAGUGUAUAUACACAUGGCUGUGCAGUCUGACACAAUGGCCCACAAAUGAAGUCAUUCUGUUGAUGAACGCAUAACGGAACAUUUCAGAGUAUGUUCUGGGUCU
Messenger RNA from Salvelinus sp. IW2-2015, 4146 nucleotides. Its product is annotated as transcription initiation factor IIA subunit 1. The record is from RefSeq and is a predicted model, not a curated record. Gene Ontology annotation, biological process: transcription by RNA polymerase II; transcription initiation at RNA polymerase II promoter. Gene Ontology annotation, cellular component: transcription factor TFIIA complex. NCBI's taxonomy places the organism in Eukaryota, Metazoa, Chordata, Actinopteri, Salmoniformes, Salmonidae.